GUGGUGCAACACAGAUUCAGUUCAAUAUGACAAGAGGUCUGUUCCCAUUGUUUGGAGAGUUCACUCAGAGACCUGAGAACUUCUUUAAAGAUGUCAAGGAAGCCUGUGUUCUGCUGAACCUGAAACGAGGCUCUGCUCUGCUCCUCCAGGAGGCCAUUCAGCUCCAGCAGGAGAAACCAUCCCAUGGAUCCUCCGUUGCCAUGCCAACUGCUGAAGCCUCUCUCAAUGAUGUUGGUGUAUACCGGUUAUCAGCCAAGACAGCUGGCAGAGUACUGGCUCUCAGGAAUGAUUGGAUGAAAACAUGAGAAGGAUAAUGAAGAAGGCUUUGAGGCAGGAAAUCUUUAGUAAUGGACCAUUGAUCUUUCAAGUUAGUCUGGAGAUCACAUGGAAGGUAAAGAAUAGGGAUAGCGACUAAACUAUUUACAUACAGCCAGAUGAGAUGCUACAAUUCAGCUAGUUUGCCUCUCAUUAAAGAGAAUGCAAUGCCAUAUGAUUCUGAUUUAAAGUGAGGCUCAGGGUCUGAAAGCAUUCAAUGUCAUUUGACCCUGUCAUACGAAGGAAACCGACACCAGACAGACGACAGACCAAACAUAAAACUGCAUUACAUGGAGUGGUGAAAAGUUAGUCGAUUUGGAAUAGGAGUCGGUUUGGCGGUGUGACUUAGGUAUAACAGAUCAUGUCUCUAGGAUGCAUUCCAUUGUAGAGAUGCAGCUAGACGUUUCUGUGUACUGUUUUCUCUCAUACUCAACCCAUAGCAAAACCAGUCACAGAGACCCCAAUGUCUACAAUUUCAACUGAAAUGCGGUGUCUCAGAAUCCAGCCUGCGCUAUGUAUUAAACAGAAUUUGAAGAUUCAAUUUUUGAUGCUAGGGUUUAUUGAAUCAAUGCAUCAGACAGGACAGGAGUUCAUCAUAAGUUUCUCAUAGCUAACGAUGAGAGAACAUGCUCCUGCUCACUUGGUAGGUUGCUAAUAUCCUGAAUUCAAAGAUCUUAAAACAUUAGUUAUGUGAAUCCUGUGUAUGGUCUCUAUGGGGAGCUUGGUUGUACAAAAUAUGUUCAUGAAUAAUAAUAUAAUAAUAUUUAGCUUUUAUAUAGCACUUAAUACAGUAUCUCUAUUAAAGAGCUUUACAAAUAUGAAGAAUAUAUGAAAAUCACAAAAGGUGACAUACAUGUACCAUAAUGUAUAUCAAAGAAAAUGAAAUACUUUGAUAGAUGCACUGACUUAAAUGUGAGAUGUAACACAGAGCUCCUUUAAAAACAAAAUACCCUUGCCAAUGGCAGAUUCCCUCAAGAUUUAAGCCUUUGGUAAGGUCAUAUUUCCAUGAAGUAAUCUUUUUUUCUGGCUAAUUUUGUAAGAAUUGAUCCAACUUUAUCCACUGAUAAUUAGUUUUGAAAUUUACAUAGAGAUAAUGUAAAAUAUUAGAAGAAAUCUACUUUUAAAUAAUACAAUCAUGAAUAUUAUUGAUACAGUGCCAUUGAUUAAUUUCAGGGGGUUCCAUAUACAAGAUGGGGAUUAUGAUAUAUUUUUGUAUCCGUAAAUAAUGCAUGACUUGAUGGGAUGAAGCUGGUAUAAAAGAUAGAAUACGAAAGGUGAGAAGUGAAUUCUACUUUGCGGGGGCAUGAAACCUUUACACAUGAUUCCCACUCUUGAAUGUCUGUAGUAGACAUAUGCUGGAUGAAAUAUGCGGACAAUUGUGGUUCCAUUUUGCGUCAAUCUAUUGAUUGUUUUUUUCCUUGGGGGAAUAUAUGGAAAGUUUAAUUUUGUCUUGUUGACAGACAAAUUUGCCUUGCUUCUUUGUUCUUUAUGUCCUCUCAGCAAACAGACGUAGACAAAUACAUCACAGUAUUAAUAUUCCACUCUGCCUUUAUUUUCAUGGUUAUGUUGCUGCCCAGAAAAUGUUCUGAGUCGUUUUAUUUUAAUUAUUGAACAGCCACAAUGGAGAGAGCUUCAUGCAGUAUGCAGUUGACUUGAUUAAGUCUGUGCUAAGAUACUUUUAUUGUAUAAUAAAUAAACUGCAAAUGAAAUAAAUUAGAAUAUUUGCCAAUUA
This is a messenger RNA of Strongylocentrotus purpuratus (purple sea urchin), 2047 nucleotides long. RefSeq names its product RAD50-interacting protein 1-like. Gene Ontology annotation, biological process: regulation of ER to Golgi vesicle-mediated transport; retrograde vesicle-mediated transport, Golgi to endoplasmic reticulum; endoplasmic reticulum to Golgi vesicle-mediated transport. NCBI's taxonomy places the organism in Eukaryota, Metazoa, Echinodermata, Echinoidea, Camarodonta, Strongylocentrotidae. Gene Ontology annotation, cellular component: Dsl1/NZR complex. The coding region runs from base 27 to 305 and encodes 92 amino acids. The transcript is spliced from 2 exons. The record is from RefSeq and is a predicted model, not a curated record.